AUGAGACUUACACGGUCAAAGAAUCGCUCUCCUUCCUCGGACGACUCGUUUCCUACUGGACAAUUCCUUAUAAUCGCAAUAUGUCGUCUGGCCGAGCCGAUCGCCGUUACGGCCAUUUUCCCCUACGCCUGGAUCAUGACCAAGCAAUUUGGCAUGCCUGAUCCUUCCUUCUGGGCUGGCAUCCUUAUAGCCUCCUUCUCCUUCUCCGAAGCGCUCUGCUCGCUGCUAUGGGGAGGACUUUCCGACCGCAUCGGCCGAAGGCCGGUCCUCCUCCUGGGCUGCUUUGGAACCAUGAUAUCCCUCCUGAUUGUCGGAUUCUCUACGAGCUUCACAAUGGCUCUCGUCGGACGGAUCUUUGGCGGUGUGCUGAACGGAAACAUUGGUGUCAUACAAACCGUGGUUGGAGAACUCACUACCAAACCAGAAUGGGAGCCCAAAGCAUAUGCCGUCGUGCCCUUCAUCUGGGCUAUUGGCACCAUCAUCGGCCCGGCUAUUGGUGGUAUUCUCGUAAAUCCCGCAACCUCCUACCCAGACCAUUUCUCCGAAGAUGGGCUAUUUGGUCGCUUUCCUUACCUACUUCCCAACCUUGUGUGCGCUUUCUUUAUGCUCUUUAGCAUGGUGAGCGCCUACAUCUGGUUGAGGGAAACACACCCAGAUCUCAAGAACAACAGCACACAGCCCCGCCGUGGUAGCUUCUACCAAAGCGUUACCGAACAGACGCCGGUCAUCAGCGCUGGGGGUGCUAUUGCUGACAACGCCGUCGAUCUGAACUCGGACUCGUAUGGGACAUUUACUGGAGUCGAUGUUCAAAAGAACGAGCGAUGGCGACUGAAUGAAGAUGGAACCUCCCGAGAACCCUCCAUCAGCGACAACAGCGCGGGCAAGUGGCUCACGAGAAAGAUUGUUAUGCUCACACUGGCUCUCUCGAUCUACACAUACCAUUCGAUGUGCUACGAUCACCUCCUUCCCAUCUUCUACCAGGACAAGGCAGCCAAAGGCGUUACGGUCCUGGCCGCCAGCCCAUUUGAUAUCCGCAGCGGACUAGGGUUGUCCACCAAGGCUGUUGGAGUGAUCAUGUCGGUCAAUGGGGUCAUUGCCCUCUUCAUCCAGGCUGUCAUUUUUCCAUUUGUCGCCGAACGCCUCGGCACUUGGCGAGUUUUUGUUCUCGUAACGGUGUUACACCCAGUUGCAUUCUUCAUUGUGCCAUACCUGGCAUUCCUUCCCUCGACCCUCCUCUACCCCGGCAUCUACACCUGCCUAACGAUUCGGAACUUCCUCUCGAUUCUCGAUUAUCCCGUGCUCUUGAUCUUACUCAAGCAAGCAAGCCCUUCUCCCACCUACCUUGGACGAAUCAACGGUCUUGCUGCUUCAGCUGGCGCGGCUUGCAGAUGCGUGGCGCCUCCUAUCGCGGGAAUUCUGUAUGAAUGGGGUUCAAAUAUUGGAUUCACCGGUCUGGCAUGGUGGGCCGCUGGAUUUGUUGCGAUUGUGGGCGUUUUCCAGUUGUACUUCGUGCCGAGGCCCGCAAACGAAACAACUGUGUACAAGUCGAUGGUCCCUUGUCUUGAAGACCCCGCGAAGAAUAGGAUUUCGGACGUGGUUGACGUUACCGUUGUUGACGACGAAGAAUAA
This is a messenger RNA of Cladophialophora yegresii CBS 114405, 1629 nucleotides long. RefSeq lists its product as uncharacterized. The record is from RefSeq and is a predicted model, not a curated record. Gene Ontology annotation, molecular function: transmembrane transporter activity. The coding region runs from base 1 to 1629 and encodes 542 amino acids. Gene Ontology annotation, biological process: transmembrane transport. NCBI's taxonomy places the organism in Eukaryota, Fungi, Ascomycota, Eurotiomycetes, Chaetothyriales, Herpotrichiellaceae. The transcript is spliced from 3 exons.